This is a messenger RNA of Papilio xuthus (Asian swallowtail), 856 nucleotides long. RefSeq names its product SLIT-ROBO Rho GTPase-activating protein 2-like. The record is from RefSeq and is a predicted model, not a curated record. Bases 135 to 677 code for a protein of 180 amino acids. Gene Ontology annotation, biological process: signal transduction. The transcript has 3 exons. Lineage: Eukaryota; Metazoa; Arthropoda; Insecta; Lepidoptera; Papilionidae.
GCCGGCAGCGGGGCCUCUUCGCCGCGCCGCUGCACGACUCCCUGCCGCCCGUGCUCACCUCCUGCGUGCGCGUCAUCGCCACCUACGGUCUGCGGCACCAGGGCGUGUUCCGCGUGUCGGGCUCGCAGGUGGAGAUGGCGGCGCUGCGGGCGGCCUUCGAGCGCGGCGGCGACCCGCUGGCCGGCGUGCGCGACGCCUCCGACAUCAACUCGGUGUGCGGCCUGCUCAAGUUGUACCUGCGCUCGCUGCGCCCCCCGCUGCUGCCCGCCGCGCUGCACGACCGCCUGCUGGCGCUCGCCGCCGCGCCCGACGACCCCGCCUUCGUGCGCCGGCUGCGCGCCGCGCUCGCCCACCUGCCCCUGCCCUCGCUGCUGCUGCUGCGCUACCUGUUCGCCUUCCUCGCCCAUCUGGCCGAGCACAGCGAGCACAACAUGAUGGACGCGUGGAACCUGGCCAUCUGCCUGGGGCCCACGCUGCUGGCCGCGUGGGGCGAGGGCGGCGCGCAGGUGACGGCGCAGAACCUGGUCAACGAGCUGGUGAAGCGCAUCAUCCUGCACCACAAGGAGCUGUUCCCGCAGGACGUGGCGCCGCACACGCUCUACCGCCGCCCCGGGUCAGCCGCCUCCUCCUUCCAACCCCUCCCUUACAGAACCCCUCCUAACAUAGAUAAUAAAUAAAUCACUUCAAUUUUCAUAUUUAUCAUUAUUCCUUACAAACAUUUUCUGAUGCCAUGAAGUUUUCCACUGCUGCCCGAUUCUUCUUUUCCGAUUUACAUAUUAUAUUUAUAUUACUUAUUCUUCGAAGCGAUUGGUACAGUUUGAGAUCAGCGACAUCUUCACACACACACACACACACA